Molecule: messenger RNA, 916 nt
Organism: Camellia sinensis
Lineage: Eukaryota; Viridiplantae; Streptophyta; Magnoliopsida; Ericales; Theaceae
Source: RefSeq, a predicted model, not a curated record
AAAUGCAAGGAGAUUGUGGACUCUAGGAAAGUGUUUGAUGGAAUGAGGAAGAGAAACACAGUCACUUGGACUUCCAUUAUAGCAGGGUAUGCUCGGAAUGGACUUAGUGAGGAGGCCAUAAGUCUAUUUCGGAUAAUGAGAAGACGUAAAAUACUUGCUAACAACUUGACCAUGGUGAGCAUCCUCAGGGCAUGUGGCUCGGUUGGAGGUUUGGCGUUGGGAAAGGAAGUUCAUGCUCAAUUAGUCAAGAAUUCAACUCAAAGCAAUAUUUACAUAGGAAGCACUCUUGUGUGGCUCUAUUGCAAAUGUAGGGAGUACUCUGUUGCAUCCACGAUCCUCCAAGAAAUGCCUUUAAAAGAUGUAGUCUCGUGGACUGCCAUGAUUUCUGGUUGUGCAGGUCUUGGCCACGAAUCCGAGGCUCUUGAAUUCUUGAAAGAAAUGUUAGGGGAAGGUGUUGAGCCAAACCCAUUUACCUAUUCAUCUGCUUUGAAAGCUUGUGCCAAACUAGAAAAUAUUCAUCAAGGGAGAUUGAUCCACUCCUCUGUGAACAAGACCCCAGCCUUCUCUAAUGUGUAUGUGGGCAGCGCUUUAAUUUUUAUGUAUGCAAAAUGUGGGCAUGUUUCGGAGGCAAUUCAAGUUUUUGAUAGCAUGCCAGAACGGAAUUUGGUUUCUUGGAAAGCUAUGAUUAUGGGUUAUGCAAAGAAUGGGUUAUGCCGAGAGGCUUUGAAGCUCAUGUAUCGAAUGCAAGCAGAGGGAGUUGAGGUGGAUGAUUACAUACUUACAACGGUUCUUACUGCUUGUGGAGAUGUUGAUUGGAAUGUGGAGCCUGCACCUAAGCAUUGCUUGCAGUUGACUUGAUCUUUCAUGAUAACAGAAUUCCAGUUUUUGAUUUGGAAUUCUGAAUGGAAUCGUAGAU